AUGCCGGCCUUGAAGAAGACAGAGAUCAAUGCCUCGCUCUUUCCAGACGUCGCUGCAGGGCCUGCGACGGCCUCGAGCAGCCGGCAUACAACGGCGCUCAACACUCCGGCAGGCUCAGUGUACGCCACGGAAGACGCCGACGGCGACGAAGGGCCUUUGGGCAUGCCUACCGCCGACGGCAAUGAGAAGAUCGUGCUUGUGCAGUUCGAAGAAGACGACCCGGAGAACCCGCUGCUCUGGACGCGCGCGCAGAAGUGGAGCGCCGUCGUGCUGCUCAACGCCAUGACAAUGUGCAUCGGCCUCAGCACGUCGGCGUACAGCAGCGGCAUCGGCAAGAUGAGCGCCGAGCUGGGCGUCUCGGACGUGGCGGGCCAGGUGGGCAUGUUCACCUUCAACGCAGCCUGCGCCGUCAUGCCGCUCUUCGUGGCUCCUCUCACUGAGCUUGCCGGGCGGCGCUACAUCUUCGUGGGCGCGUUCGGCGCAUUCGUCGCAGUCAGCUUCAUGCUCGCCUUUGGGCAGAACCUCGCGACGCAGAUCAUUGGCCGACUGCUGCAAGGCGCCUUUGGCUCCAUCGGCACGAUCCUCGUCGGCGGCGUCAUGUCCGACUGCUUCGGCGAGGCGGAGCGUGCGCUGCCGAUGAGCAUCUUCUCCUUCAGCGCCAUCUUCAGCACCAUUGCCGCGCCCGCCUACUCUGGCUACAUUGACCAGUACCUCGGCUGGCGCUGGAUCCAGUACAUCCACAUCAUCUUCUCCGGCAUCGUCUUCCUCUUCGAAGCGGCCUUCUUGCGCGAGUCGCGCGCGGACGCCAUUUUGCGCACGCGUGCCGCACGACUGCGCAAGGAGACGGGCGAUGGUCGCUUCCGGGCGCAGAUCGAGCUCGAGGGCGAGAGCAUCGGAGCACUCUUCCGCCAGCAGUCGCUGCGCGCCCUCAAGCUGCUCGUCACGGAGCCCGUCGUGAGCUUGUACGGCCUGUACAUUGCUCUCGCGUGGGGCACCGUCUUCCUCUUCCUCUCCGUCAUCCCACUCACCUUCCAGGGCAACCACGGCUGGUCGGAGGGCAAUGCUGGCCUGCCCUACCUCGCGCUCAUCCUCGGCUGCUUUGCCGGCUUUGCGACGGGCUUGUGGCAGGACCACCUCUACCGCAAGGACACGGUGCAGCGUGGCGGCACUGCUCGUCCCGAGGCACGGCUCUUCGGCGCCAUGUACUUCGGCCCACUGUUUGGCAUCGGAAUCAUGAUCUAUUCCUGGACGCAAUUCGGCUUCGUGCACUGGAUUGCACCAUGUAUCGCGCUCUUCCUGAUCAUCGUCGGCAUCUACCAUGUCUUCCUCUCGGUGUACCAGUACACGUCGGACAGCUACCCGACCGUCGCAUCCAGCGCCAUUGCUGCGCAGGGCCUGAUGCGCAACGGCUUUGCGGCGAGCUUCCCGCUCUUCGGGCGGCAGAUGUUCCAGGGCAUGGGCCUGCAGUGGGCCGGCCUGCUGCUGGCGUGCCUGGCGCUCGCCAUCGCGCCGCUGCCCUUUGUGCUCUUCGCCAAGGGCGAGACGAUCCGCCGGCGCAGCCGCUAUGCGGCGGCGAGCACGGGCGCCAAGGGCAAGGGCGACGAGGAGAGCGAGCAGAAGGGCAGCCGGUGA
Molecule: messenger RNA, 1632 nt
Organism: Tilletiopsis washingtonensis
Lineage: Eukaryota; Fungi; Basidiomycota; Exobasidiomycetes; Entylomatales
Product: MFS general substrate transporter
Exons: 9
Coding region: 1-1632 (543 amino acids)
Biological process (GO): transmembrane transport
Molecular function (GO): transmembrane transporter activity
Source: RefSeq, a predicted model, not a curated record